Messenger RNA from Pediculus humanus corporis (human body louse), 1041 nucleotides. RefSeq names its product protein FAM45A, putative. Gene Ontology annotation, molecular function: small GTPase binding; guanyl-nucleotide exchange factor activity. The record is from RefSeq and is a predicted model, not a curated record. NCBI's taxonomy places the organism in Eukaryota, Metazoa, Arthropoda, Insecta, Psocodea, Pediculidae. The coding region runs from base 1 to 1041 and encodes 346 amino acids. The transcript has 6 exons. Gene Ontology annotation, cellular component: late endosome. Gene Ontology annotation, biological process: regulation of early endosome to late endosome transport; protein transport.
AUGUCAACAUCGGAUUUUUAUAGAUGCUGUGUAAUUGAAAAAGAUAUUAAUAACGAAACCCUUUUGGUAUGGGCUUUUCCUUCUGUCACUCCUGAGCAAAAGAAAUUCAUUUUAAGAAAAUACAGUAGUAAUUAUUUUCAAGAACCUUCGUUUGCAUUCACAAGGUAUCACAAUGAAUGGUGUUACAUAAUCAAAACACAAAUUUUUACGACUGAUAAUUUACCACAAGUAAAACAAUAUGCUUUGACAUUAUGGACAAAAGAUUACAAUCCGAAAAAGUAUGAAACCUUAUGUAAAAUAUUAUGCAGCAAAUAUUGCAAAUCGGGAAAUCCUGCAGAAUUGUUGCAAUUGUAUUUAUCAGUUAUGACAAAAGGUGUUUGUCCGACUGAGAAAAAUGGAAUGUUUGUGAUUUCAAAUUACGAUUCCAUGAAAAUCGAUUGUCAAGGUGCAGUUAAAGAGCUCAUUAAACUUUUCGGCUUGGAAAUAAUAUUAAUAUAUAAUUCACUGCUGUUAAAUAAAAGAAUGAUAAUUUAUCAUCACAGUCUUGAGAGUUUAUUAAAAUACAUUCAAGCUGUUCCACAACUCAUGAUUCAUAGAAAUUUCAACGAAACCACAUUUCCAUGGCUCGAUUUACAAAAUGAUGAAUUGAACGAAUUGAAAUGUUAUGAAGGAUUCAUAGCAGGAUGCCCAGAUAAGAGUAUUGAAGCUCUAAAAGAAGUUUAUGAUAUAUUUGUUAACAUACCUGCGAGAGAAGUAACAGUAUCGCCUCAUUCGAAAGAUUAUUUUGUAAUGACAAAAGUUCAUAAAGACAUAGCAUUGUUCAUGGUACAAUUAUCUGAAAAUUCAAACAUGGAAGAAAAUGAAAUAAUUGAAAAAAUAGCUAAAAAAACUGAAGAAUUAAGGUCACAAUUCAGGGAAAAAAAAAAAAAUGUUUUUCCAUAUAAAAUAAUUGAAAAGGAAACUUUUUUUUCUUUUUUUCCAGCAUGUUUACUUCAGAAUCAAAUUUGGAAAAUAAGAAAACAUUUUCCAUUGAAUCACUAA